AUUUAAGUGAAUUUAGUGGCAAGCAAAUUGUAAAGCAAAACCAAAAGUUAUAGCAAAAAAUAUAAUUGCGAAUCUAUUAAAAACAACAACAACAAAGUAUGAAAAUAUAUAUUAAGCAAAAAUACAACAACAAACUUAACGGUGUUAGUGCAACAAUCAAUGAAAAACAAUAACAACUUGGUUCGCUGCGCAAAAAUAAGCCAGAACACAACAACAAAUUCAAGUGAGUUAAAAAUACACUGGAAAAUAUAAGUGCACACACACAUCCACAAGCAUUCAUCCAAUAAUUGUGUUGCAUGCUAAUUGCCGCUGUUUGAUUGCUGACGAUUUUAAUUGGAGUUUAAGUUAAUGGAUUACCCGCACACACACACGUACGUCACUAAUAUUAUUGGAUUACUUGCGUUAUGGCUGGAGUAUUAUGAAGAGGAUUACAACGUGCUGAAUUGAUAUGUGGAAAUUUUCAUCACAAAAAGUCAUUUCGCAACGGACUAACGCGGGAACUGCAACCUCCUGUAUAACUAACCAAAAAACUAUAAUUAUACACAUACACACACUUCGUCUACAACAUAAGUAAAGCGAUAAAUACAGAAUUUUGUACGAAAAUUCCAAAACUCUUAUAAAAAACUGCAGUAAAAAAAUCAAUCAAAAACCAAAACAAAAACACACAAAAUGAACGUGCAACUAGCGCAACAAUCAGCAGCACACACCAGCAGAAAGCAUUGCAACAACAGUAGUACUAGCAUUAGUCGUAUUAGUAACAACAAUACUAACAACAACAUGAACACCACCGUCAACACACAAUCACAACAGCAACAACAACAGCCAGCCAAUAAUCGCACAAUGUCCACAGCGGCGACGUCGACGCCGACGCUGUCACAUCGAACACAAAGUCCCGCUAUAGUGCCGCCGCUGCCCACCGCCACAACAUCUGCGGCCGCCUGCACAGCGACGACAGCGCCAAUGCGCAGCGCGCGCAGUCCCUCACCAGACGGCACACAGGACUACGAUGUGACGCGCAUGCGCGAGGAGGACUUCGAACGGCUGGCCGUUUACAUAGUGCCCGAUGUGCAAUGUGAGCGUGGCAUAGCGAAUCGGGCUGAUCGCACGCUGCCACGCAGCCUAACACUGAAACCAUCGAUGGUUUUCUCAACGCCAAAUGUUAAGACUGAAGGAGUUUGGAGCACUGGUGUGAUACCGCGCGGCACACGUUUUGGUCCCUUUGAAGGCGUUCCAACUCCGAACUAUCCCAACGAUACGAAUAAGGCGCGCUAUUUUUGGCGGGUGCAGGAAACACGCCACAUAACCUACGGGAACAUUAAGAUCUUCAAAGAUGACUACUUCUACUAUCUGGACGGCUCGGAUCGUGCGCAAGCGAAUUGGAUGCGUUACGUCGCCUCCGCCUACAGUUUGUCGGUGAUGAAUUUGGUCGCCUGUCAACAUCAGGAGAACAUCUAUUUCUACACCACACGUGACAUAAUGCCCAACGAAGAGUUGAUGGUGUGGUAUUGUAAGGAUUUUGCACGACGGCUGGGCUACGAUGUCGAUCCCGAGCGCACGAUUUUCGGCGCAUGCAAGCAGGCUGUGGACGAUGAUGAAGACGCCGAGGCCGAUGCCGAAGAUGAAGAUGUAACGAGUAAUGCCCCAGCAACGAGCACAUUGCUGCUGAGCCAUAAAGCGAAAUUGCGUUCGAAUUCACCGUACUGCAUGCCAGCGCCCGAGAUACCACCCGAAGUGGCAUACAAUCACAUCACCUACGUGAUGGGACUGCCAAUGCCACCAUUAACGGCGGUGGUGGCGGGCAAUGCGACCACCGUUAGUCGACGCUCCAUUACGCCCAGUCCAUCACCACCCAGUUGCCGUGACGCCAACGCCAGUCAUAUGCCGCAGCAUUUGGUCGGACUGCCACACAUACAGCAUGCGCAGUCCACGCAGCGGCCGGGCGCACAUCAACUUUCGACACAACAACUUCCCGUCACACAGCUGCAACACCACCACCAACAAAUGCAACAGCAACAACAACAUCAGACGGUGUUGCAUCUGAAGCAGGAGCCGGGCGCGACGGUCAUUGUGCGCGAACGCUCGCCGGCGAACAGCGAGUGUGGCACGAAGGAGGCGAAGGAUGUGGCGGGUUCGCCGUUGCCACACAAAGACACACACUACGAACAUCAGCUGACGCCAAACGACGGAAGCGUACGUUCGGUGCGCUCCGAUGAGGGCUACCAUAGCAACGAGUAUCACGAGGAUGGACUGACGCCACCCGAGGACUCGAGCGAUAGCGAGAGUGAGCACAACUACGUAUUGGACUGUUCGAAGAAAGCGAUUGCGCCAAAAGAGACUGUCAUCACUCAUCCGCAGAAAGCGGCCGUGGCUGCAGCUGUGGCCGCGGCAGCCGCUGCGGCAAACAGUAACAGCAACAACAAUGCGACUGUUAACAGCAACUGUGCCACAGCCACGUCAGUGACACCCGCAGUGGUCUCGUCCGCUGCCGGCGCUAUGGAAUGCGUUGGUGGUGGCGAUAAGAACGAGUAUCGCAAGUUCAAGGUGAAAAUGCCGCUGAAAUAUGAAUUCAAGAAUAGCAAAUGCGCCAUUAAGACUGAGGCCAUGUGCCACCUAAAUAACACAAACAAUAACAAACAGAAUACCAGUGACGAACUGCCCACAGUUGGUGCCACAUCCAGCGAAGAUGAUUUGCUGGCGGCCAAUGAAGCCACACCCGCUUGUACAUCCUCAACACAGCUAGACGAUGAAGCGAUGGAUGUGGACCAUAUGCCUGGUUCAACGACGCAACAACAACACGCUUCAAGCACCGUCAUCAUGGUGGACCGUAGCCUUAAUAAGAGCAACGGUCAUGCGACACGUACCAUUGUGCCACUGAACAAGGCGUACUAUGAAGCUGAGACCACCACACCACCACCACUACCACCCACAGCCACACAAUCAGCGUCGACGGCUGGUGUUGCCUACAUGCGCUUCACGCCACCCUCCUCCAGCAUACUCGAAACCAUAUUGACGGGUCAGCAUCGGCUGGAGGCCGCAGCCGCUGCGGCGGCAGCUUGCCGUCAAGCCAAUGCGGCCACACCGCCACCUUCAUCACCCACAGAGAUGGCUUACUCCUAUAAGAAAUCGCACCGUUAUGGCAAUGCAGUCAGUCCUGACUCGAGCUCCAACCUAGCACAGGCGCCUGAUAUGCAUGCAGCAGCGCUGCACGACACCGAAAUGCUAAUUGCAUCGUCCCGUGGCAGUCUGAAGGACGACUGUUCGCCACCGCCAGCACCGGGCCAUGAUGUGAAAUUCUCGCCAGCGCAUGUUGCGCACAGCGCCUUCGUCUCGGAUGGCCAUCAAACGCCGCCAUACUCCGCGUACUCACCUUAUUCCAGCGGUAGCGUGACUGGUGGCGCGCCAGGUGGCGGUCAUCCACUCUCACAUAUGCCCACAUCCACCUUCCACUCGCCGCCACAUAGCUCACACUCACCCUUCGAACGUCAAUGGGAUGGGUCCAGCGGCUCCACACCCAAUCUGCACCUACUGCAGUCCAGCUCACAGAUGCUAAUGAAACCUUUGCGCAUUUCACCGCCCAGCAGCCUGAGUCCCGAUGGCAAUUCGUGUCCGCGCAGCGGCAGUCCACUCAGCCCGAACUCGUUGGCUGCGCGCGGCUACCGUUCACUGCCAUAUCCGUUGAAGAAGAAAGACGGCAAAAUGCACUAUGAAUGCAAUGUGUGUUGUAAGACCUUCGGCCAGUUGAGCAAUCUCAAAGUGCAUCUGCGCACACAUUCCGGCGAGCGGCCGUUCAAAUGCAAUGUCUGCACGAAGAGUUUCACACAGCUCGCGCAUUUGCAGAAGCAUCAUUUGGUGCAUACCGGUGAAAAGCCACAUCAGUGCGACAUCUGCAAAAAGCGUUUCUCGUCGACAUCGAACUUGAAGACCCACCUGCGCUUGCACAGCGGUCAAAAGCCGUACGCUUGCGAUCUGUGCCCACAAAAGUUCACACAGUUCGUGCAUCUGAAGCUCCACAAGCGCCUGCACACCAACGAUCGGCCCUACGUCUGCCAGGGAUGCGACAAGAAAUACAUAAGCGCAUCCGGCCUACGCACUCACUGGAAGACAACGAGCUGUAAACCCAACGAUCUGGAGGAGGAGCUGGCCAUGGCCGCGGCGGCAACCUCAGAGUGUUUAGAUAAAUACGUGCCUGAGCCCGACUCGCGCGAGGCCUUCGAGCAUAUGCAACAACAAAUGCAUCCACAUCUGCGUCACCUGCCACCCAGCAGCGGCGGCGCGUGCAGCCACACCAACGGUGCCGUUCGUCCGACAUCGCCACGUCUGAUUUCCAUCAAUCCGCUACAUCAACAACAAACACAACAACAGCAAUCGCACGCGCAUCUGCAGCAGCAGCACGCCGCCAUGCUGCAACAGCACGCGGCAGCGGCGGCUGCCCAACAUUUAUCCGGCGCCGCAACGAAUCCCAACGCCGCCGCCAGCAUGUUGCUUGGCUCAACCGCGCAACAACAACAACACCACCACAGCUUACAACAGCAGCAGCAACAACACAUGCAACAACAACAACAACAGCUGCUGCAGCAGCAACAGCAACAAUCCCAUCCACUGAAAGCCAGCCUCAAACAGCAAAUGCAUUUACAACCACCGGGCGCCGCCAACAGCAGUGGCGCUGGCGCGGUCAACUCCCCACCCGGUGUUGCGCCAAACGACGCCUACAUGAGCGUCUCGCACGCGCACGCUGCAGCAGCAGCAGCACAUGCCGCGGCCGCAGCCGCAGCGGCGGCGGCUCACGCAGCGGCAGCUCAUCAGCAUGCGCAGAAUCAGGAGUCGCGUCCGUCGGUGAUCGAAUCCAGUCAGCCGAUGAUCAUCGAGUGCACGUAGAGCGCGGUUGGCGGCCACUGAAGUGCUAGCAAAAACAAAAACAGUAACUAAUAUCAAGGUGAAAAGUUGCGGUUGAGGUGCGCGGGCGAACACGUGACGGUUUGCAUAGCAGUUGAGUUGAGCGCUCAAUUGCAUUGAGUGUAAAUGGUAUUAUCACUCAUUGAUUUUACCCAAAAGCGCUGACGUAGCUGUGGCAGCUCUGAGCUGGAAUGUCUCACAAAACCAAGAAACAAACAACAGUGCAAUAUGAAAAUGUGAAAGCUCACUUCGUGGCGCUUUUGUUAAAUGGCGUGCUUUCAUUUUCGAUUUGUCGGAGAUGAGCGCUUUUACACGUAACACAACUGAGCUAAGAUGGAAAACUAAAACUUUAAUGGUAUUAUUAAUUUAAUAGUCGACAACGUCAUUUUAAUUAAUUAGUGAUUUUAUUGAUUGGUCUAUGUAGCUAUAAAUAAUUACAAGCAAUUAGUUAAAAUAUACAUUUAAUCAUAAAAAAAUUAUUUAACUCAAGUUCAAAGUCACUCGCUUCAUACAGUUUCGAGUGCAUAUUAGAGUUCGAGUUGUAGUUGAAAUAAAAAAAUUUUCAUUUCUUGAAAAGAUCUCAAAAUUGGCAGCCAAUUACUUUGCACAAAAUAUUUUUUAUUAAAAAAAAGAUGAAACAAAAUUCAAAAAUAUUCAAAACUUCUUUAUGUGAACCGAAAGUGGUGUAUAUAAGUAACCGCGAGUUUUAUACGUGGCAAAUUAUGCAUUUUAAAUAUCAAAAUAACAGCAAAAGAAGUAACAAAUCUACAUAGUAUAUUUCUAAAUUACAUUUAUAAUCAGCAUUGUACUAAAAUAAUAUUAACUGAACAAAUUUAAAUAAGUAUGCUAGCGAAAGCGGAGAACUGUUGGAGAAAACAAGUUGCCUUAUUUUGAUUUAGAACUGCGUGUUUUGCGGUAUCAUGCUGAACUUCGACAAACUUUGUGUUAGUAAAUUGAUAAGUGCGGAUAUUACAACAAAAUUGAGUUGUUUUAAAAAAUUAGUGAAAGCUUCAAGGAUUUAAUGCGUGCGUGUAAGCUCUACUGACAUGAAUGAAAGCAUUUUGAGCUGAACUAAAAUUAUUUGGGCUUUGCUGAUAACAUUUCGAUUUGGAGGAAAAGUUUAUAUGAAAGCUCUAUAGGUUUUUGUUAAGGCUCACUAAGAUGUUUUUUUUUAAUUUUUUAGAUUUUGUUUAAAGCUUCUAAUUUAAACAGAUUAAAAAAAUUACGUGAAAGCUCUAUAGGUUUUGUGAAAACUCACUAUGAUAUUUUACAAUUUUUUUAGAAUUUGUUUAAAGUUUCUAAAUUUAUUAAAAGCUUAAAAAAAUUACACGAAAGCUUAAGAGAUUUUGUGAAAGCUUGCGCUAAUUUUUUUAAUUUUUGGCUUAUUCAAAUGAAAUUAUAUGGCAGGCCGAUACACUUUUGUGAAUGCUUACACUAAAAUUUUUAAAAUCUUACAAAUCGCAAUGUAGUAAAAACAGUUUUUAAAUACUGGGAAGAGUUUUCAACUUUUUUUGAAAGCUUUUACAACUUUUAUAAUUUAAAUUAAGACUUUUACGAAUGUUGCUUGGAAGUUGUCGUAAUUUUGGAUAGUUACAAAGAAAAAAGUUUUAACCACUGAAAGCUUUUGUUUUUAUGCAAAAGCGUUUUACAAUUUAGUGACAGCUUUUUAAAAUCUUGUGAAAUUUUUUGCAAACCGAUGAAGGAUUUUAUAAAUUUUUCGACAAUAUAGUAAAAUAAUUUCUUAAUAUUUCUUAAAUUUUGUUAAAGUUUUUAACGUAGAUAUAUUGUUUGAAAGUUGUAAUGACUUUACGAUAGCUAAAAAUUAAAAAAAAAAAAACUUAUUAAGUGAACACUUCCAAAACUCAAUGAAAGCUCUUUACAGUUUUUGAAAGCUUUUCUCAAUUUUGGCAAAAUAUUUUACAAUCUGUUGCAAUAAUUUUGCGACAGCUAUAAAUAAGUAAAACUUAGCAAGUGAAAGCUUCCAAUAAUUAGUGAAAGCUAUUUGCAAUUUUGGAAAGCUUUUUAAAUUUUUUGAAAUUUGUUUACAAACUAUUACAACAAUUUUGAGAUAGCUAUAAAUUAAAAGAAUUAAAAAAAUUAAAGCUUUCGAAAAUCGAUGAAAUUUUUUUUUGCAGUUUAGUUAAAGCUUUUU
Molecule: messenger RNA, 7045 nt
Organism: Bactrocera tryoni
Lineage: Eukaryota; Metazoa; Arthropoda; Insecta; Diptera; Tephritidae
Gene: Blimp-1
Product: zinc finger protein rotund
Exons: 6
Coding region: 670-4875 (1401 amino acids)
Biological process (GO): regulation of transcription by RNA polymerase II; cell fate commitment
Cellular component (GO): nucleus; cytoplasm
Molecular function (GO): DNA-binding transcription repressor activity, RNA polymerase II-specific; RNA polymerase II cis-regulatory region sequence-specific DNA binding; histone deacetylase binding
Source: RefSeq, a predicted model, not a curated record